GUGCAGUUAGCUUCUAAAGUUACCAGAGAGUUAGAUGGUUGUUGGAAGAGUGGAAAAGUAAGGGUGCUCAAUAGCCGAAGUCAAUUCAACUUCACAAAGCAUUGUUAAUACAUUCAAGUGUGUUAAUCUAUUGGCAUUUUAACUGCUAAACGUCGAUUCUGUGACGCCAGCAUCGCGCAGUUGACACUGUCUCUUUUUUAUCACUUGGAUUUUUGAACAAACAGAAAACAUGGUUGCCAUGACAAAGAAAGUGAAGACCUUCGAGGUUAUUUUCAGCGAUCCUAGCAAGGUGUUCUACUCCAGCGGAGACAAAGUCGCCGGGAGGAUCGUGGUCGAAGUAACCGAGGUUACCAGGGUUUCGUCAAUGAAAGUGGUCGGAGUUGGUUGCGCUAAAGUGGAGUAUGCCAAGGGGAAACGGCGUUGCCGUGAAGAGAUGGAAUACCUUAAAUACGAGGAAACUCUCCGACUGGACGACCACCCUGCUGAUACUGAUGGAUCAGUCAUCCUGAGGCCUGGGAACAAGUACGAGUACACAUUCGGAUUCGAGCUGCCCCAGCAAGGGCAGCUGGUGUCUUCCUACAAGGGCAAGUUUGGCUACGUCCAGUACUUCGUGAAGGCCUCCAUGGAGAGGCCGUCCCACCCUGUCAUGGAGGCAAAGAAGUUUUUUGAGGUGGAGGAGCCCCUGGAUGUCAACACUCCUGACCUCAUGUCUCCUACAAGCGGAAUGAAGGAGAAGAAGGUGACCUGCAUGUUCAUCCCCGACGGCCAGGUGUCCCUGAACGCCAAGAUCGACCGCAAGGGCUUCUGCGAGGGGGAGGAGAUCUGCAUCGACGCCAAGUUCGAGAACACCUGCUCGCGCAUCGUGGUGCCCAAGGCCGCCAUCGUGGCCAAGCACACCUACCAGGCCAGCGGGCGCGCCAAGGUCUUCCGCCAGAAGCUGUCCUCCGUGCGCGGCAACCACAUCAUCUCCGGCAUGUGCGACGCCUGGCAGGGCAAGACCAUCCGCGUGCCCAAGAUCAAGCCCUCCAUCCUGGGCUGCAACAUCCUCCGCGUGGAGUAUGCCCUCAUGAUCUACGUGCACAUCCCCGGCAGCGACAAGCUGAUCCUGGAGUUGCCGCUGGUCAUCGGCUCGGGCUCCAGCGGACUGAGCAGCCGCACCAACAGCAUGAGCAGCCAGGACGGCAGCCAGGCCUCCAACAGCUGGGUGUCCCUGCAGAUGCCCUCGGCCCCGCCCAGCUACUGCGACAUCACCCGCGACUGCCGGCUGGACACGCCCCUCACCCCGCUGCUGGACGACUACGACGGCGGCGACAGCCCCAUCUUUAUGAACGCCCCGCAGUUCCAGUUUCCGCCGCUUCCCGCGUACACUGAGGUCGACGAAGAGCGCAACAGCAACCCCCGCAUGCUGCCAGUCUGUUGAAGAUGCCGGGGAGGGCGGGGCGAAAGAGACUUUUCCCCCGAACUUUAACGCCCACCUUAUUUGGGCACAUUUCUGUUCAGGCAUGUGUGAGGACAGAACCUGAGAGAGUCUGGGGAACGGAAGGGCCAGUCACUGAAGGGCCUGCGAAGAGCGCGGCGUUGGAAAGGCCUUCUGGGAAGUUUGCGGGGCACUGGAGGGGGGGGGGCGUUAGGUCAGGUAUAGAGCCGCCCCCUCCGAAUGCGGGAGAGAAGGUGAAGAGUCGAUGGCGAGGCGAGAUUUGUUGGGUGUGUUUGGGAGCUUCCUGCCUGUGCUGACAGCCAUCUCCACAAGGCUGAGAAAAGCUUGUUUAGGAAAAUUUUUUUUAAAAGCUAUGAAGGUGUUCGGCAGCCUUCUCCUGUGGCCAGGUUUCCAGGAAACCGGCUUUUCCUGGGGGGGCGUUAACCCCCCAGAGCUGUAGUCCUUUCCCACCCUUGCUUUGUAGUUUUCAGUCUCACAUACUUUGCAAGCUGUGCAGGACCAGCUGAGAUGGAGAUGGGGGGGGGGGGGGGGUAGGUAGGAGAUCUGUGCUACACAUUCAAACUCUGUCUGAGUAUCUUUGUGACCCAACACGUAUCUCCAAGCCCCAGGGUCCAAAGACGUCUUUGUCCCCAUCGACGGGCUGCUUUCGAGGGACUGUCCAUUCUAGAUUCCCUCCAUUCUGAAAGGAAUGACAGUAAUUGGUCAUUCGCGCUGAACCACAUUCGUUAUUUCAUGCAUUCAUUCUCCUCACAAAGCCAGCCUGUGGACGUGGGACGUCCAUUUUAUAUGGAAAGAAUUGUAAAAAAUGAUUUUAUUUUUCUGGUUGUGCAGCAGCAUUUCUGCAUGCUUUUAUUUUACUGCUAUCAAUAUUGAUUUUGAUCAUGUUUGUACAUUCAGAAUCGGUAUAAAUAUUGUAUCUGGUGUCUUAUUUGUUUUUUGUGAUAAUGCACUUUCUACUGAUGCGAAUUGCUCUUCAACUGCCUACAGGCAAUGCCUGUUUGUGUGUUUUUUUUGUUUUUUUAUUUUUAGUAUAGUCUUCCAGAUGUGUUUUGGAAAUUGUAUAAACUCUUGUUUCUGGUAUGUUGGAGCAUUCGUCAGAAGCUUCAGCCCAAGAUCACUGUUUGUUCUUUUUCUGACCUCAAAAUCGUUAAUCUCUAAAGGGCUUUUUGAUUUAUUCGAUUCUAAAGUCUACUGAUUUGAGAGGGCCAAUGGGAGCCAAAAUGGCAUGCCAAACCAGGGACAGUUUGGGCCCAACGCUUUUUGAUGUAAUCUUUGGGAAACCAGGAGAUGCACCUUAUGAUGUUGCUGUCAUUGCUAGUAUUACGAUUGCAGAUAUGUGUCUGUUCCUAGACUCAAUGUCAUUUUUCGGGGACCUGUGACAAGGGUCCAAAAUGUUUUUGUUUUAUUUUUUUUUUUUCCUCAUUCAAAACUCAGUGAGCAUUACCACUGUAAUAUAAUCGGAGAAUAAUCUGUGUGCAAUGCAACCUUUAUAUUUUCUACUUGUAUUAAAUGGAAAGUAUUGUGUUUUUUUAUAUAAGACCCUAUGGGUUCGUUUUCUAUAAGACAAAUAAAAUACUUAAAAUUCA
Molecule: messenger RNA, 3024 nt
Organism: Anguilla anguilla (European eel)
Lineage: Eukaryota; Metazoa; Chordata; Actinopteri; Anguilliformes; Anguillidae
Product: thioredoxin-interacting protein-like
Exons: 6
Coding region: 230-1420 (396 amino acids)
Biological process (GO): protein transport
Cellular component (GO): cytoplasm
Molecular function (GO): ubiquitin protein ligase binding
Source: RefSeq, a predicted model, not a curated record